AAUCCCUAAGUUAUUCAUAGCUAAAUUUUCAUCAAGUGCGUGCGCUUCCCGUUCCGGAAAUUUUUGUGGCAGCACAAACAAGUACCUAUAGAUCGUUUUACGUAAACGAUAAAUUAGACUCGUGCUCCAGCAACGACUGCAUUAUGGUAAUUCCCAAAGAAAUACUCAGCGACUACAAGGAGAUCUACGAGAAGGCCUUUAAACUCGUCAACGAUGAGAGUAAAAAUGAUCCACCCACAGACCCGUAUAGGUCGCAUUAUGCCGCAAGGGAUUUGCUAUUGCAAAUGAAGGAGAAUCUCAAGAAUGAAUUGGUCUCAGUGCAAGCCGAGGAGGCCGAUGAUGGUACAGAUGACUUCACCUACAAAGUGCUGCAGUCAUUUGUUUGUCGUGACUUGGGACGUAUUUAUGUUUUCUGUGAAGAGCCUAGUACGGGAGAAAAGUGCUUGCAAGAUUGUUUGAACUUAGUGCAGGACCGUAAACUGGAACCCCCGGCUAUUAUACCAUAUAUGGGUGCCAUGAACGAAAUGGGCAUAAUCUAUGCAAAUCGCACUGAGUAUAAGAAAUCGUUUGAAUACUUAGCUGAAGCCGAAAAAUCGUAUAAGGAAUUUAUGCAGACCAAGAAAAGUCCAUUGGCAAUAACUGAUGUUUUCGGGACUGCCGACGAAAUUGAGCCAGGCAAGGGACUUAAAGAACUGGAAAGUCUGUACACACUUUGCUCAUUCUAUUUGGCACAGGUCUAUGGUCAUUUGGGUGAAUUAGAAAAAUCAGCUCAAUACUGUCACAUGACAUUGAGGCGCCAGGUUGAGGCUAAAUCCUAUGAACCCAUAGACUUUGCCUUAAAUGCAGCAACGCUAUCGCAGUAUUUUAUAGGACAAAAUAUGUUUAAGCAAGCACGUCAUCAUUUGGCGGCAGCUACUUUGGUGAUGUCAGAACACGAAGCAACUAUGUUAACACCCCCCAAUCUGACAGAGGAACAGAAAGCUGAUAUUCAGGAGACAUUUAAACAUCGUUAUGCCGAUGUGGCCAGAUGUUGGGCCAAAUAUGGUUUGGCGCUGUUAUCCGCAUCUAAAGAUCGUCUCUUCAACGAUGAUGAAACGAAGUUGGCUGAAGAUGCCAAACGCUUGAAAAUCAAUGAAAAUGCAUAUCUUUUUGCUGAUUUCCCAUUGGAUACCUAUGAAAAACGUAUUACCUGUGAUUAUUGUUUAACAUUUGACGAUGCCAAAGAAGUCUAUCACUUUGUUAUUAAGUGGCUUGAUAUUGCCAAAGAACAUUACAAACCGGAUACCGAUGCAACUGAGUAUGCGAAAAUUAUUAACGAUUUCGCCGAACUGUAUCAGCAUAUUGCUUUCUUUGAAGAAGAUCCAGUCAAUCAGUCGAAAAUGCAAAAACGUCGCGCCAAAUACUACGAAGAACUUCUUGAAUUGCUCAAUCCUACCUUCUACUUGUCCAUAUGUCGUGAAUCGUGGUAUGGAGCUGGGCUUGCUUACAGCGCCAUACUCGAUAUUAAAUUAGAUUUACUUAAAGCUAGUCGUACACCAAAUCCCCAGGAAUUGGGUAAAAUUAAUCAAGUCUGCCAGCAAGCCAUUAAAAAUUUUAAAAGUUACAUCGAAUCGUAUACCGAAAAGGAUGGUUCAUGGAAACCCAACAUGGAUGUGGAGGAACAGCGCACUGUUUUGUAUGCCCAUUUCCAUGUGGGAAGACUGCACUACAAAAUUAUAACUCCCGAUCAGAAUUUGCAAUUAGAAAAUCUCUCCAACAGCCUUAAAUAUUACAAAACCUUCAUCGAUGAAUGCUCCAAAUUGGAGGAACCAGCCAAAGCUUUGCAGGCAGAAGUUGGCGUUUGCCGGGAAAUGGUUAAUUUGUUGCCAAUGAAAAUAGCAAAUGUGAAAAAACGUUUAGCUAAAUAAGGAAAAAAGUGCGCUGUGUUAAAUUUGUGCUGGAUACAAAAUAUGCAUUUCAUUCUCACAACAAGAAGGACAAAGAAAGUAUGUGUCUAAUUUCUUUGUGUUUCUGCCUUACAUACCUCUCAACUCUUGUCCAUGUCUAGAUAAUUUAUGCUUUUAUAAAAAUAAAAUUGAUCUGUAUUUAUUAAUACAUAACAUUAGAUAUUGAAAUCUAUUUUAAGCUUUUUAAUUUCAAUCUUUCUCAAAAAAAAAUAUGAAUAAAUAAAUUAUCUUUUGAGAUUGAUUGGUUUUUAUCUGUUAUGUUUUGCAAAUGUAAGCGAUUUUUUUGUUCUCAAUAAAGCAAUAUUGACCUAGAAAAUAUGUAUA
Musca domestica (house fly) is the source of this 2270-nucleotide messenger RNA. Its product is annotated as KIF-binding protein. The transcript has 2 exons. The coding region runs from base 144 to 1907 and encodes 587 amino acids. The record is from RefSeq and is a predicted model, not a curated record. Gene Ontology annotation, molecular function: protein binding. NCBI's taxonomy places the organism in Eukaryota, Metazoa, Arthropoda, Insecta, Diptera, Muscidae.